Pseudomyrmex gracilis is the source of this 3665-nucleotide messenger RNA. RefSeq names its product zinc finger protein Noc (gene noc). NCBI's taxonomy places the organism in Eukaryota, Metazoa, Arthropoda, Insecta, Hymenoptera, Formicidae. Bases 853 to 2358 code for a protein of 501 amino acids. The transcript has 2 exons. The record is from RefSeq and is a predicted model, not a curated record. Gene Ontology annotation, biological process: negative regulation of DNA-templated transcription. Gene Ontology annotation, cellular component: nucleus.
AGCUGCUUAUUAAGCGGGGCCGGCUGGAGAGACAGACAGGUUUCACGGUAUAAAAUAUCGGGUUGCCGUGGUGGCAGGAACGACGGUUUCGUGUCGUGGCAGCUAUGGUAGCUCAGCUGGGGAAGAAGGACAGGCAGGGGAGACGACCGAGAGUCAUGAGCGAGAGAGAGAGAGAGAAAGAGAAAGAGAACGAGAGGAACGGAGAGUGACGGAGAAAAGGCCUAGGGUGGGAGAGGAGAGGGGAAGCUCUUGUCGGUCGGACGAGCGCGGGGAGGGAGGAUGGACGGCUGUAAAAGCGGUGAAAUAUCAAAGCCGGGAUGGGAGCUGUCAUCGUCGGGCCAACAUCAUGGGUGGCGUGUUGAAUUAGAAUGCCUUCCCACACUCCACGCAGCACCGAACCCCACCGCAAUUCUCCCACCAUAAUGCCAUCUCUUCCCUUCCCUACUUUCCUUGCGUCGAGCAAGGUGGUAGGGAUGAUAGGAGAGGACAGGUUAUACACCCCGGGUUGUAGAGAACGGAGGGUGAGGAGAGAGCAAUCGGUCUUUGUGUUGCGCCGCCAGACGGCGCGAAAGGCGUUUCAGUUGCAGCGCAGAGCGACUCUUGUGCGAGCCGCUGCUUCACUGCUUUCUUGGAUUUCGUGGGAUACACGUCGUUCCCCGGUUACGUGUCGUUACGUGUCGCGCGAGACGGUGAUCGAUUCCCGACGGAGACGCAACCUCGAGACCUACUGCGACCGCGGAUCUCUCGGUGGUCCUGCUGGUCAAGUACGACUCAGUUUCGCGAUUUUUUUGUUGGUGCAAAUAUCUCUUGUUGGUUCAAGUGCACAGUGAAAUUUACUAGUGGAAAACCCAAAUGGUUGUGCUCGAAGAAGGCAGUAUGCUGACUACUACUGGACACAAUCAGUAUUUACAACCGGAUUAUCUUUCUCCGCUCCCAACUACGUUGGAUGCGAAGAAGAGUCCGUUGGCGUUGCUGGCGCAAACAUGCAGUCAAAUCGGGGCUGAUUCGCCCACGAAACCUUUGAUCUCGCCUCUGGACAAAAGUUCAAAGAGCAUGAACCUCGCCACAAACGCCAAAUCGCCGCCGGCUGCGAAACUUGAGCGCAGCACGCGCGGCAGUCCGACGGACAGCAGACCGCUGGCGUUUAAACCGUACGAGACCAAUGUUGUGACAAAGAAGACCUCGGAUGAGGGUAGACCCGCGUCUAAAGCUAGUGUGCACAGUGUCAGUGGUCAGGAUAGUGUUAGUGCUAGUGAAAACGCGCACUCCGACAAAAAAUCGUCCGGCAAUCGCACGCCUGUGAGUCGCAAGUCGGCGUCACCGAGCGGCCAAGCGACGGCAACAUGCACAAGCACGCCGUCGGGCGACCGGAAGACACCAGCUGAUCGCGAGAAAACCGACGGAUCGCCAAAGAAUUCUAGUAGUAGUAGCAGUAGCAGCAGCAGCAGCAGCAGCAGUAGCAGCAAUAACAACAAUGGCACCAGUCCGAUCAUUAGAUCCGGAAUGGAGAUCCUUUCGGGCGCGCACACAAAAGACGCGAACCUGGCUUACAAACCAGGUCUUCCAGGAUUCUCCGGUAAUCCGCUGUGUUGUCCACCGGGCCUGGCCGAGAAUCCGGCAUUCAGGCCGCCUUUUGCAGGAGCGUCGCCAUUCUCGCAUCAUCACGCCGCCGCGGCAGCGCUUCUCGGUUAUCCGUCGGCCAGUCCGACCGGUGGCAAUCCGUACUUGAGUUACGCCCGCGUCAAGACUCCGGCCGGCGGUGAGGCCCUUGUGCCCGUCUGCAAGGAUCCGUAUUGCACCGGUUGCCAAUACAACAUGCACAGCGCCCAGAUAAUGAUGGGCGCCGGCAGUUGUCCGAGCGGUUGCACUCAGUGUGAUCAUCAGAAGUACGGACUGGCUAUGGCGCUUUCGUCUUUGGGUCCGAUGCCGCCGCCGUCGCUAUCUUAUCCGUCCACGCUGGCGGCCGGCGGCCGGCCAUACGUCUGCAGCUGGAUCGCCGGCGAAUCGUAUUGCGGCAAGCGGUUUGCCACGUCAGAGGAACUGCUGCAGCAUCUACGCAGCCACACCAGCCUGACCGGUGGCGAUCAUGCGGCUUCUGCGGCGGCGCUCCUCGGCAAUCCGCAUCCACAUCCGCUCUUGUCACCAUCUACGACACUCCAUCGGGCCGGCAGUGGUUCUUAUCCGGCGCCGUCGCUCAGUCCUCUCAGCGCUCGAUAUCAUCCGUACGGUAAACCGCCGACGGGCCCGCUCCCGGCCUCGCUAGCGGCCUCACCGUACAGCGCCUUCAACGCGCUCGGACCGUACUACUCACCGUACGCGGUUUACGGACAGCGAAUCGGCGCCGCCGUGCAUCCCUAAGAUGGACAUCAUCGAAGAUAAUGCGGCGACGGAAGUUUUUGAAGGAACUCUUCUUUUUUUUUUUUUUUUUUUUUUUUUUCUUAUAUACUUCUCUGUCUCUUUUACCCUUCUCCCUUUUCUCAGUGUGCAGGUGAAGAAUGUGCAAAACAUACGCGAACGAAUUUUGACCGUCUAAAGAGACUGUUGUGUAAAUAGCCACCGCUGUGUACAAUAUAUACAGAAUUUAUUUAAAAAGGAUUCUAUAUAUAUAUGUAUAUAUACAUAUGAAUAUAUAUAUGUGUAAAUUUUGAAGAUUAUGAAUUAAAGUUUAUGAAUCAACUCGACACAGUGUAAUGUUGCAUCGCGAGUCUCCAUUCUCUUGCGAGAACUUCUGAUAUGACACGAGUAAUACGCAUCUCUCCGUUUCAAAAAAGAAAAAAAAAAUCCGGUUGUAGUGAGGGACUACACACGCCAGCCGUAAGUUAAUAUUGUCACAACCGCCGGAGUCACACGCAAAACAAACAAACAAACAAACAAAAAACCAGGCAGGAAUUUCCGUCUCGCGCUUUCAAACGCGUGCCAUUGACGCCGUUUGAGCUUUUCCGACGCGCUUUGCGCGCAACAAGGUAGUCCUCGCUAUGUAUCAUCAUCCCCUCGCGCUACAGGCGACAUUAAUCGGUUAUUUCGGUGAUAUAUAAAUAAAAGAUUGUAAAGCGCGUAUUACAAACUGUUAUGUUUUUCGACGCUCCGCAACGCGCGAGAGCCUUUCGUGCUGUAUAAAAUGCGUUCGAUAUAAAAUAGCGCGGCAAAGUGCUAGUGAAGACACGGCCGCGCGUGUUCUAUAUGUCCAUGAUGUAACUGUGAUAUUACGCUAUUUUUUCGCGAAAAACGAUCGAUGAGAAAAGGAAAUAUUAAUAAAACUUUAGAGAUGUAUACACGAAUGAUGUGUCGUCGGGAGAGGUAAACUAUAUAAGAGAUUGUAAUUUAUUCAAGUUGUGCAGAGCAAAUACGCGAAUAAACGGUUUUUAAUCGUAACGAAAAUUUAAAAUCCCAUUAAGAGAAUGUGUUUUUAAUAUUUCUUCUUUUUCUUUAAAUUCGAUAAAUACGUCGUGAAACAUUUUUCAAAUAUUCGAUUCAGGAUAAUAUUACCUGAAAGCGUAUCGGAUCACAUUGUCCAUCGUCACGUUGUCACCACAUUGUCGGAUAGAAAAAUCUUAAUAGAAAGCACAAGAUGUACGCGAUACGCAUUAUCUGCAUUGUAAAUAUCUCUUGUAAAUAUCGUUGAGUUUCCAUACCGCUUUAAUAAAAACAAAUGUUUAUAGAAUCCA